Pimephales promelas (fathead minnow) is the source of this 2672-nucleotide messenger RNA. The record is from RefSeq and is a predicted model, not a curated record. NCBI's taxonomy places the organism in Eukaryota, Metazoa, Chordata, Actinopteri, Cypriniformes, Leuciscidae.
GACACUUAUUCAUCGUCAUCGUUAUUUAAACAACAAUUGCUCGCCAAUUCCGUGCUUUAAAAUUGCUACAUGUGACGUUGUCCGUGGUCCUGAAGCCACACUUCCUCAGUAGAGCAAACAUGGUACUGUCCAUGGUCCUAAACUUACUCUUCAGUCAUAGCCCUAGCAAAUGUGCAUCUGAUGGAGCUUUCUUUCAGAGAAGACAAUAAUGAGCUGUCAAGCUAGUUGGAUUCAUAUUCAUUGUGAAGAGCACAAGUAAGGUUAUAAUAUUCUUGGAAAAGACAGUUUAUUGGGAUACCAUAUACCCAAAGUCACUGCCUUGACCACUGCCAAGCACAUCUGAAUCCACUCCACAUUACACCCAGUAAACAUAUGAUGUAAAGUCAGAGGGUGUUUCUGAUAUGGCUUGUAAUGCCUCAUUAAGCUAAUCUUGUAAUGCACAGCUGAACUGCUGCAGAUAGUGCUGACGGCCGUCCGUCUCUUCCCUUCACAUCAACGGUCCUCACAUUUCAGUGGGGACCGUCAAAGCGCUAAGUGGGGGUUGAGGAUGUCCACAUCACCAUUGGGGCCCUCCUGUCCAGGAGAUGCAACAGAGAAGCUCCUUUAAAUGUGCCACCGAAACACCACUGCUCUGCAUCACUGCUAGCAUGGUUGCCUAGCAACUAGACAGCAGCAGAUGCCUGCAUCCCUCUUCCACUGAGUAAAAAUACAUGGGAAAAAUACACCACUUAUAUAUUUGUGCAAUGUGCAAAAUUGUUUUUAUUUUUUGUAUAAUUUCAUUUGUUCCUUAUCUUGAUAUAUUAUCGCAACCUGCAUGUUGGCGUGUGCAAAAAGAGUGUCACUGAUUUCAAAAUCGUAUUUGUCCGUCAUUAUUUUUUUUUUUUUUUUUUUUUUUUUUGGUGUCGUUUCUGAGUUUGUGAUUUCGAGGGUGUGUUGAGCUGAAGAAUGUGGAAGAAAUGCAUGAAAAUGCGCCGGGAUACUCUCGCAGCAUUUUAAUAGGUUGCAGCGCGCGAGCCGACAAGUACAGACAUCAUUCCUCCGCGAGACAAGCGCGUGGACAGACUGCCUUUCCUCUUUAGUUCGCUUUCGCUUUUAUUUUUUCAACAAACACCGGCAUUUUAUUCAGCACAUUCAAAGAGGGACCAUGUCUUUUACUCUUCUUUUGAAAUCCAAGCGUGUGCGACGGAGAUUUCUGUUCCAGUCUUGAUUAUGUUUUACGAUUCCUGGAGGUGUUAUUGCAAUUGAAGUGUGUCAUCAUUUGCUCUGAACAAGAGCAGGAACAUGCUCGGGGAUUCAAUCGAGAGAUAAGGGGGGUUUUCCAUUAGGCUAGACAAAGCUUGGACAUUUGCAAGCGUUUUAUUUGAGAUACAUACGUUUUUUUUUCACCCUGCUUCUGCUUCAUAUAAGGUUGUACUAUGGACUACAAGCUCUGACGUCUGCAUCAGAUAUUCUCUGCUGCAUUUCUUUAAAUGUGCAUCUUUUCUCCCCAGUGACUUUAAGAGGAAUAUCUCGACCAUCAGCAGUAGGGGAUGCAGAUUUUUUUUUCUUUGUCUCCAACCUUUAUAGCUGAGGGGGGAAAUAAAUAAAAAUAUCACUUACUGUGGAGCACCCCCCUCUUUGAAGGAGCAUCUCUGGAGCCAUGGCUUGCCCACAGCUUUGGACCUGGAAAUUGCGACGACAGGUGUAGAAGAAGAUUGAUUCUCUUCCAUUUUUUUUUUUUUCAUCAUCUUAUCUUUAUUUAUUUUUUUCUCCAUGUUUUCGUUGAAGAAGACUUUCCAGCACUUUCCCAGAAGUCCAGUCGAAGCUGAGAGAGAUGUCUGAUCUUCUGGUUUUGAUCGAGGGGGUCUCUGACCUGCACGGAUUUCCAUAGCUGAAGAAAAAAAAAGAAAACAACAACAACUGGGACCCAUUAAAUAUUUUAUUUAUUUAUUUUUAUUUUAUUUUUUUUUAAUUUUUUAAUUUUUUAUUUAUUUUGCGGGGCCAUCACACAUGCGUGCAUUGGUGCUUUGAUCUCUUUCUUUCAUUCAUUUGGCUGUUUUUUUCCCUCCCCUUCUUUUGGAUUCUUUUGGAUAAUUAUUUUUUUGGGGGGGUUGUUUAUUUGUUUGUUAUUGUUUUGCUUUGCUUUUUUGUUUGUUUGUUUGUUUUACAUCAGUUUGGAGCACAGGCGGUUGGAUUAUUGAAACUGAAUUAACGGAUUUGUGGAAAUGUUGGGUCCUCAAGAAGACAAAUUAUGUGGAAUUGUUUCUGCUCUCGCGGCAUUGUCCUUUGUCUGCUUUGUACAAAGCACCUCCACCGGAAAUACCGGAAUAUCUGUGGCCAAGACGACAGUGGACAAAUUGCUGAAGGGGUAUGACAUCCGUCUCCGGCCAGACUUCGGAGGUCCUCCGGUCAUCGUGGGAAUGAGUAUAAAUAUUGCCAGUAUUGACUCCAUUUCAGAAGUCAACAUGGACUACACCAUCACCAUGUAUUUCCAACAAAGCUGGAGGGACAAACGGUUGGCCUAUGCUGAGAUGGCUUUGAAUCUCACUUUGGACAACCGUGUGGCUGAUCAGUUAUGGCUCCCAGACACCUACUUCCUGAAUGACAAGAAGUCUUUCCUGCACGGUGUGACAGUGAAGAACCGAAUGAUUCGGCUCCACCCAGAUGGUACUGUUCUUUAUGGACUGAGGUAA